AUGAAAGAAGCACGGCGAUCGUUAGUUGAGAGCAGUCUCGUCCGAGCUUUACAAAUUGAACUGCCCAAUAUCAACAACAAGUCAGAUUGGCCAGUGGAUUGGGAGCAUGUGCAAUGUGGCAGUGCCAAUCCCAUUGCCAGAGAAAACCAUGGGACAAUGUGGAUGACAUGUAACUUUGCAGAAUCAGUAUUUCAAGAUCUGUUGGACUUUUUUCGUAUGGCGCAUGAGAAGCUUCAAGCUAAGGUAGAAAGAAUAUCGGAUGAUAGAGUUGCGAUCAAGAAUGCUGCAGGGGAAGUACUCUUGAAAGGAUUCAUGUACACUGGUGAAUACGAAGCCAAUGUUGGUCGGUAUGCAAUGUUUGAAGCUACAGAUGAGGCAGGAUGUGAAAUGAUCUUCAAAAUCUCGGCAUUCUGUCAAUGGGGUUACUGUGCUUUCCUUUUUCAUGACACGAUAGAACGGCAAGUCGGGCAAGAAAAGAUUCUUCGAGUUACAACAGGCUUUGGAGGUGACCUGAAACAAGGCAUUUCCACAAAAUUCGAUCUCUGUAUCUGUGACAUAGUUGUUGCUCGAUGCUUGCUAGCCUACAAGGAUAUGUCAAAAGACCCUAGCAUCGGUCCAACAAUAGAAAUGAUUUCAGUACAUAAGGAAUACAGGGGCCGCAAGUUCUUGGAGGAGCUGUGGUUUUGGGUGAAGAGAUUUGUAAAGGACAACUUCACUUUGGAAUCAUUGAACAAUGAUGCAUCAGCUCGAAGCAUUCAAAUAAAGGCAACAAGAUUGACCAAUACGGAAAUUGAACUGGACGAAGCGGGCUCGACAGUGACAGACAAACGAUUCUUUUACGAGUGGGCAGGAUUUUCGAUUCGGCGGCAGAUUCAUCUUUUUCCUUCGACAGAUCGGUUUCAGUCCGCUAUUGAUGCCGAGGCUGUGUUGUACAUAGCGCUGCCAUCAAAACAAGAUAUUAGGGAAAAAGCAGAGACGAGAUUUUAUGAGGGCGACUCGAAUGAAUUCAAAAAGUGGAAACGCGUCAAAGGUUCUCGCCAUUGCUGGGCGUGCUUAUCUAUCAGAAUAGGACUGCUUCGAUGUUCUCGUUGUAGGCUAGCUCAAUACUGCAGUACAGCGUGCCAAAAGAAACAUUUUAAGUAUCACAAACAUUGGUGCGGGAAGACGCGGGAGCAAGUUGAAGAAGACCUGACGCAGAUUGCGGACAAUGCACUGUCGUCUUGCUGA
Cylindrotheca closterium is the source of this 1227-nucleotide messenger RNA. The record is from the annotation of a GenBank genome assembly. NCBI's taxonomy places the organism in Eukaryota, Bacillariophyta, Bacillariophyceae, Bacillariales, Bacillariaceae.